Messenger RNA from Chara braunii, 855 nucleotides. NCBI's taxonomy places the organism in Eukaryota, Viridiplantae, Streptophyta, Charophyceae, Charales, Characeae. The record is from the annotation of a GenBank genome assembly.
GGGAAAGGGGACCAUGAGGCGCGGGGAAAGAGAGGGCACAGGAGGAGAAAGAGGAGGGCGAAUACCAUGGAGGAGGGCAGGGAUCCAGCGAUCGGGAGGCAGAACGAUGAGGAGGAUGAGACAGAGGCGGAGGCAGAGGAGGAGGAGGAGGAGGAGGAAGGAAUUGACAUAAUGCCAAGAAGAAGGCCAAUGUGGGUGGGAGGACAGGGACGUAAGGCAGAAGAGGGAGGAGAGGGAGGACGAGAGGGAGGAGGAGAGGGAGAAGAGGGAGACAGAGAACAACGAGGAGGAAUGAAGAACGAGGACGUGAGAAAAAACGAUGAGGAGAAGGGAAGGUGGGACGAGAUGAGGAGGAAAGAUGGGAGUAGAGGAGGAGGAGGAGGGAAGGUAAUGACGACGGAGAAUGAGACAGAAAAGAUGGAGAACGAGGAGGAGGAGGAGAAGGAGGAAGAGGAGGAAAUGAGGGAGGAGGAGGAAGAUGAAGAAAGGAGGGAGAGGAGGAGGACGAGAAGGAGGAGGAGGAGGAGGAAGAGAAAGAGGAGAAAGAGGAGAAAGAGGAGAAAGAGAGAGUCGAAGAGGAGGGGAGGAGGAGGAGGAGAAGGAAAGCCCAGGGGAAGACGAGGAGGGGAAGGAGAAGGAGAAGGAGAAGGAGGAGAAGGUAAGGCCGGUGGAAGAGGGAAAGGUGGAGGAUGGUGCGUGGCCGUGGAACAGUGAAGGUUACCUACGCGUGAGGUGGACGAGGGACGUCAACAAACGACGAGUAGCACAACGGCAACUACACCGCGCGAGCGCGCUGAAGCAAAAAUCGGCGCCGACAAAAAGUGGCGAAAUGACAAACAAAAAAAUACGUCAUGU